This is a messenger RNA of Labrus mixtus (cuckoo wrasse), 4451 nucleotides long. RefSeq names its product cytokine receptor-like factor 3 (gene crlf3). The coding region runs from base 125 to 1462 and encodes 445 amino acids. NCBI's taxonomy places the organism in Eukaryota, Metazoa, Chordata, Actinopteri, Labriformes, Labridae. Gene Ontology annotation, molecular function: protein binding. The record is from RefSeq and is a predicted model, not a curated record. The transcript has 10 exons.
GUCAUUUUUGGACUUGAGCAAAACUUCAGCAUAUCUUGUCGGUGGCGGUGGAGGGGCGACGAGCUGAUUCACAACUUUCGGGAAGAAAUGGCCACAAGAUAAGACUCAAACAGGAGGCGGGAGGAUGUCUGUGGAGGUGGACUUGUUGCUGCAGGAGGCGAAGGAAAGCAUCGAGGCGGCCCAGAACUACCGCAGUGAGCUCCAGCAGCGCCUGAAUGGCCUCAACCAGGCCCGCAAACAGGUCCGGGGCAGCUCGGGUCAGGCGAGGGAGACGCUCCGGAGGCACUUCACGGAGCUGCAGGCGGCAGCGGGGCGGCUUUUGACCGAGCGACUGAACGCCCUGCUGGCUGAGGUGGACACCAUCGAGGCGGACAGCGUCAAACCGCUGGACGACUGCCAGAGCCUCAUCGAGCACGGGGUGGGCCAGGCGGACGAGCUGCUCAGAGAGGGAGAAGCAGCUCUGCGUUGUGGUCUCGGGGAGAAGGAGGACAAACUGGGCAGUUUCACCAAAAAGGCGAUGCACAUCCAGCUGGACAGUCUUCCAGAGGUUCCAGCGUUGGUGGACGUGCCGUGUGUUUCCGCCCAGCUGGACGACUCUGUGCUCGGGCUGCUGAGGGAGCGAGUGUCCCGCCACGGCUCCGUCUCCUCUCACCCGCCCGCCCAGAUCGACGAGCUGCAGGAGAGACCGGGCAGCAUCUUGGUCCGCUGGUGUAAGGUGGAUGAGGACUUUGCAGUUGCAGAUUAUCGGCUGCAGUACCGGCGGUCGGGCAGCGGGGGGAGCCAGUACGAGGACGCCUACAUCGGUCGGGACUGCGAGUUCCUGGUUCUCCACCUGGACCCUCACACGGACUACCUGUUCAGGGUCUGCGCCCGCGGGGAGGGUCGCACCGAGUGGAGCCCCUGGAGCAUCCCACAGACCGGCUACACCACGCUCACACCGCACGAGUGGUGUCCGGGCACCGAGGGCUACAUCCUGAGCAGCAGGAGAAACAUCGCUCUGAGGAAUGACUCCUCCCAGUCACGCUGCCCCGCCCUCUACUCAAACGCACCCACCUACUUCUGCGGGCAGACUCUGACCUUCAAGAUCACUGCAGCAGGUCCCACGGAUCGGAGGGACAGCCUGGGCGUGUGCGUGGACAGCAAGGGGGCGGAGUCACUUCAGAGGGACCAGGCUGUCUGCAUUUCCACCAAUGGCGCCGUCUUCGUCAACGGUAAAGAGAUGACCAAUCAGCUGCCGGCCGUCACCGUGGGCUCGGCCGUUACCUUCGACAUGGAGGUGGUCAACCUGUUCCCCAUCAGCAACAACAACACCCCGAGCGAGGGCGGGCACUUCAAGCUGAGGGUGACCAUCGGCUCGGGGAACAGGGAGGUGGUGUUUGAUUGGCUGGUGGAUCAGGCGGUGGACUGCCUCUACUUCGGCUGCUCCUUCGUCGGCUGCGGCUGGAAAGUGCUCGUGUUUUAACGGCCUCAGCGAGCGGAUCCUUUUAAAGUGCUGGAGCUUGAAGACACCCGCAGAGGCUCAGUUUUUCUUCUUCUACUGUUUCUGCUUUUUACACCUGGAAACAACCGGACACAUCUGUUUUUAUCCAACCUGUGAACUUCAAGCUGCUUCAAAGGAUUCAUUAACGAGAGGAAAACUACACAGAAAGAUUUGAUUUUUUUAAAGAGGAAGCUUAACUUAACCAGAAACAGCGUUUUAAUUUCUCUUUUCAAAACCGCCAAAUCCCAUUCAUAAAAAAAAAGGGAUUUUACGCAUCAGAACACGGGAGUUGUUUGUCUACCGCUGCCUCGAUCUGUGAGCUCGAUAACGGGUUAGAUCAAAUCCAACAGAAUAUUAUCAAAGGCAUAACUCAGAAGAAAAAAUUACCUUAUAUAGAUGAGGAAGCAGGAAGAGGGUCGUUGUUGGCGUCUCAGAAAUAAUAAAAACUUCUACAGUUAGCUGUUGGACUCAGUCAUCAUGGUUGCCAUGGUUUCUACUUCUUCUUUCUGCUUCCUGGUGGAUUUGCAAACAAAAUCUCACAUUCGAUUCUUUUGAAUACUUUUCGAUACCUUGUGUUUAAAAAUGAAACAAUUUAAUUGUCGAUGGAGGGAAAAGUUCAGAAACUUUCGCCCUAUGUUCAGUUAAAGCUGCCAUGUACGAAAAAAGAGAGAGAGAGCGAGAGAGAGCGAGCGAGCAUACGAACACACGUACACAACAUGCCAAUAAUUCUUGGUCGUAUAUAAAAAAAGAAAUGACCAGAUAAGGAGUUCCUAGGACUUCUGUUUUUGUUCCUGUGGUAUCGUAACAGGUGUCGAUACUGUUAGGUUUUUACUAGAAUAGAAUAGAAGUUGUCAUGACAACCCUUCUCCUCGUCGCCUUGUUGUCUUGUGUUUCUAUACAUUUACGUAGAGAAGAUCGAAGCCUCUCUGGAGGGAAAAUGUGACAAUUCAUGCUGAUAACUAAUUUUUCUUUUUAAUGAUUUAUUUUUUUGGCUUUUUAUGCCUUUUAUACGAGACAGAGUCAGAAAUCAGAGCGAGAGAGAGAGAAAGGGGUCAAAGGUCAGACCUGAACCCGGGCCGUCUGUAUGGAGGACCGCAGUUUACAGUACAUGGGGUGGUGGCGGUGCACACCACCGACCAGGCCACCGGCGCCCCCUAGCUUGAUAUUUUGAGACUCUUUAUGAAACUCUGUCAGAAGGACGGUAAGAGAUCAACAGUCUGUGACCCAACAACAAUCGUCCAGCUCUUCAGGAAGCCAAAAUGUAGAACUGAUCUGUGUCAUCACGUUUUAUUCGCUCUGAAAUGGAUUCUUCUCGGGCCUUCUUUAGAGGUUAGCCAUCGUUUACAGCUUCUUCUUUUUUUUUUUUUUUUUUCAUUGUCUGUCGUGUUACGUGGAUUCAGUUGGCUGUGACUCUCUAUGCAAUGUGUUAGUGUAAUAAAAAACACAGCCGGCAGAGGCCACAGGAUCAUAGGUAUGUGUUAGUGAAGCAGCAGAAAUGCAAAGACAGACCGUGUUACAAUCUUCUGCUGCCUCCUCCAGGAAUCAACCUGCAGAGAAACCAAUCACUGUGAAAGUCACUCAACUACACAUGUCGUGUGUUUGUCUUCUUAAAGGGACAGUUCAGCAAAAACAACAAAAACGUAAACAAACCGGCCUGAGUGUUUUAUCAGUCUGCUUUAGUGAAACGCUUCAGUAAAGUUUCUGUUUUAUCACAGAAAACUCCACAAAGAGUGAAUACGUCUCCGUAUUUUAAAAUAUUUGUGAGGGAGGACAUCACAGGUGCCAGGAAACCUGUGACCUCGCUCCUCGGGAAUCUAUCCGUAUCAUCUUUUAUCUUUAGAAAGAAACAAUCAUUCAAAGUGUUGUGAAACUGAAGAAAGUGUUUUUUUCAUUUGCUGAACUGUCGCCUUUAAAGUAAUCAAACUGUUACUCUGAAUGAUAUUUACACUUUUGCAUCGACGAUCAUCCUCACAGUAUUCACUCAAUUUUCCACUUUUAGUUUACGUAUGAGAUGACAUUAGCUCGAUGUCGAAGUGAUGGUUAUUUAUAAAUCUGUGAGGAACGAUGAUUCAGCCUCAUUUUGUCGCGUUAUUAUUAAGAGUGUAGCGUUAACGGUUUCUGUGAUGUUGCUAAAAUAAAGUGUCAAAGAUGAGAACGAGCAUCGCUGAAGUAAAGCUGGAGAUUCAGAUAACCUUCAAAUGAUCACAUUUAGUUCAUCGUUAAGUUUCUGAUUCAGGAUGGACGAGAAUCGGUCUGAAAAUGACGAGGCUGGCAGACGAUUUUUAAAAAACAAGCGCUUGCAGAUUCGUCUGGCUCCCUGCACACAAACGUUUGUUUACUUGUGAAACUUUGAAAUGAGAAAAAAAAGACUUUAGGUAACAGGAAGCUUUCAGGAGACUCCUUCAGUCACUUUAAUAUAUUUCAGAGAUAACGUAGAAGCUUCAUCGUCCACAUUUCGACCAACAAACAUCUCUUGGUAAAUGUUAAAUGGACUUGAGCUUGUGUAGCGCUUUUCUAGUCUUCUGACCAAUCACCGCUCGUCACACUUCCACAUUCACACACUGACGUCUGCUACUUCAAGUGACCCCUUCAAACACAUUCACACACUGCCGACGAAGCAGCAGGAGCAACUUGGGGUUAAGUGUCUUCUCCAAGGACACAGCAGACAUGUUGCUGCGGGAUCGAGACGUUUUUCUUGUUGUCCAGCUGAUCUGAGGUCAGCAUUUUGUCGGUGUUGGGGGGGGGAGUGGGACCCUGGAGCCGUCCAGUUCAUGGUACAGAAUUCCUCAAACCAGUGCACACAACUUGACUUGAGGUUUUUUUUUCAGGUAGAAGGAGGGGGAAAAAAACUGUGUUCAAUGUUUUGGGGGUCAAAACGGUGACCCCUGCUGGAUACACUCAUGAACUGCAUCUGAUGUCACUUCUGUCUUCUGUCAUUUUUUGGUGAAUAAAAUAAAGUUUUUGUAACCUG